Messenger RNA from Cuscuta campestris, 1057 nucleotides. The record is from the annotation of a GenBank genome assembly. Lineage: Eukaryota; Viridiplantae; Streptophyta; Magnoliopsida; Solanales; Convolvulaceae.
AAAAGCAGAUGAAUUCAAAAUGUAACUUUUCUUGAGGAUAAGUUGCAAAAUUACACUUUCGCCGGUAAAUCCGAUUUCAUCUUCUUGCCGCCGCCGCCGCCGCCGCCGGGUGUCACCGCCAUAUUCAUGGCGUCGUCUGCAGGAAUCGCUUCAUCCAUAACCCCUCUCCUGCCACCCAUUUCCAGCUCCCGACCCGAUAGAACCGGGUGCGGAUGCCCGAGACAGGCCACAACAACCACGGCGGCCGUAGGUUCUCAGUUGGGAGGUUCCGGAGGUCCCCAGACGACGGUGAGAGUUUUAAACCGUACUGAAUUUCAAAGUGCUUCUGAUUUGGAGAAGGAUCGCGACAAUCUAGGGUUUUCUAGUCCCCAAAUUGUCAAAUUUCGUGGCAGUGUUUCUGAUACUGUCAAAAAUAAGGCUCGAAAAAGUGAGUGUUACAAUGUCGAUGGAUCUUUGAAGGGUGAUGAUACUGAUGAUCCUCCAUCAAAGAUAACUAUGAUUCCAAAUGAAUUGGGAAAAACUUGUGAAAAUUCCAGAAAAAUCUCAGGGAGCAAGAGAACUGAAGAUAUUGAGCAGUUCAAGUAUGUCAAGUGUGUUGAUGAUGAUGAGCACAGAAGAAAGAAGAGGAAUUUCAUUUUGGGGAGGCCAGAUUCGCCAUUGUCAAUGAAGUGUGUGGAGAAGAGAGUGAGAGGGGAGGAAGAAGAACGUAGUGCGGGUAUGAAAAAUGCAUCGUUUAACGACUUGAUGGGGGCUCUGCAAGUGGUGCUUGGGAAGGAAAGUGAUGGUGUCGGUUUGCUGGAGACCGCUAAGAUGAGAGGUUGGGAUUUCCCCCGGCCUCGGUGGUGGCCACCUGAAGGAUUUCAAGAUUAGCUCUCCAAGAUUCCAAGACAUGAAACAAAUUUGCAGCUUUGGUUUGAUCUUAUGCUAAUGCCUUGUGGUUUUCUUGAACAUAGACUUCUAUUGGUGAUGCAGAUGAAACGGUUCCUUUUUUUUACUUUGGAUAUACAUUAUGAAAAUGGUGGCCACUAAGAUCAAGAAAUACAUUAUGAAAAUGGUG